AUGACAAAUUGUUGUAUUUUAGGUGUAUUAUUUACUGCAGUGUGUUUAAUAACUGAAAUGUGUGAGAAAAGUCCAGAUACUUUACAUCAUUUCCGAAAGUUGGUACCACAGUUAGUACGUAUAUUAAAGAAUUUGAUUAUGGCUGGUUAUUCACCAGAACAUGAUGUUAGUGGUGUUAGUGAUCCCUUUUUACAGGUUAAAAUAUUGCGGUUGUUAAGGAGACUAGGUAAAACUGAUUUAGAAGCUAGUGAAACAAUGAAUGAUAUCCUUGCUCAAGUGGCUACCAAUACAGAUACUAGUAAAAAUGUAGGACAUGCUAUUUUAUAUGAGAUUGUUUUAACUAUAAUGGGUAUACAAUCUGAAGCUGGCUUACGUGUUUUAGCUGUAAAUAUAUUAGGUAGAUUCCUGUUAAAUAAUGAUAAGAAUAUCCGCUAUAUUGCUUUAAAUACUUUACUACGAGUUGUACAAGCUGAUUAUAAUGCUGUACAGAGACAUAGAACAACUAUAGUAGACUGUUUGAAAGAUCCUGAUAUAUCUAUUAGAAAACGUGCUAUGGAACUAUCAUUUGCCUUGAUAAAUGCUAAUAAUAUUCGUGGUAUGAUGAAAGAAUUACUACAUUUCUUAGAAAAUUGUGAUCAAGAAUUUAAAGCAGAUUGUUGUUCUAAUAUUGUGCUAAGUGCUGCAAAAUAUUCACCAAAUAAAAGAUGGCAUAUAGAUACAGUUCUCAAAGUUUUAGUCAUGGCUGGUAAUUUUGUACGAGGUGAUGUUGUAUCAUUAUUAAUUCAAUUAAUAUCAGAAACUAAACAACUACAUGGUUAUAUAGCUCUACAGAUGUUUAAAGCUUUGAAUGAUGAUUUUAGUCAACAACCUAUGGCUCAAGUUGCUAUGUGGUGUAUAGGUGAAUAUGGUGAACACAUGUUUUCAAAUACUGUAGAAGAUGAAGAACCUAUUACAGUAUCGGAAGAAGAUGUUGUAAGAAUAGUUGAAAGAGUAUUACAAAAUAAUAAUUCUACUGAAAUCACUAAAGAAUAUGCUAUUACAGCUCUAAUGAAACUUAGUUCUAGAUUUACUUCUACAGUACCGCGAAUACGGCAGAUAAUAGAAGUAUAUGGUAGUAGUACUAAUGUAGAAUUACAACAAAGAUCUGUAGAAUAUACCAAUUUAUUUUCGAAAUUUGACCAUUUACGGUAA
This is a messenger RNA of Lottia gigantea (owl limpet), 1191 nucleotides long. RefSeq lists its product as hypothetical. Gene Ontology annotation, biological process: Golgi to vacuole transport; receptor-mediated endocytosis; intracellular protein transport. The transcript is spliced from 10 exons. Bases 1 to 1191 code for a protein of 396 amino acids. Gene Ontology annotation, cellular component: AP-1 adaptor complex; membrane coat. Lineage: Eukaryota; Metazoa; Mollusca; Gastropoda; Lottiidae. Gene Ontology annotation, molecular function: clathrin-cargo adaptor activity. The record is from RefSeq and is a predicted model, not a curated record.